Mytilinidion resinicola is the source of this 555-nucleotide messenger RNA. RefSeq lists its product as uncharacterized. The record is from RefSeq and is a predicted model, not a curated record. The transcript is spliced from 3 exons. NCBI's taxonomy places the organism in Eukaryota, Fungi, Ascomycota, Dothideomycetes, Mytilinidiales, Mytilinidiaceae. The coding region runs from base 109 to 444 and encodes 111 amino acids.
CACAUGGGUUUGAGUAUGUAAGUCUGCCGCUGCUUGAGCUACCUCGGUGCAUUUCCAAAAACGCAGGGAUUUUCGAAAGCGUAUCGAAGCACUGCAAGGAGUUUGUUGAUGUGGUCAACCAACUCGCUUGAGCCAGGUCACGACACGCUCGUUUUCCACAAACUUAUCAUCGCGUGGAUUAGUCCUGUCAGGGCCACGAUUCGUGUCACAUUUGGUGUUUUCUUCCGAACCCCAGGUCCAGUCGCUUCGCUGAUCGCCGCGUUCCGUUACACUGUCGAGUACAGUAUGCGACGAGGGAGUAUUUUCGUCUGUCUCAACACGGAUCUCGUGGGUCUGCUCCAACUCUUUCUGCAUCUCCUUUGGCACAAACUCCCCAGAAAGCACGAUUUUCUCAACUCGUCGAGUAUACGAGCCCAUCGUAGUGAGCAUGUGCCGCAUGAUUGAUGUCUUACAGCCAAAGCGCAACCACUCCGGCACAACGAAAGACGACGGAGGCGCCACUUCGAGGCGCAAACAACGCGGACGCAACGCCUCAAGCUGUGCACCAAACCAAGC